This is a messenger RNA of Salvia splendens (bonfire salvia), 3041 nucleotides long. RefSeq names its product probable serine/threonine-protein kinase DDB_G0282963. Gene Ontology annotation, biological process: regulation of DNA-templated transcription; protein phosphorylation. Gene Ontology annotation, molecular function: protein serine/threonine kinase activity; ATP binding. The transcript is spliced from 13 exons. The record is from RefSeq and is a predicted model, not a curated record. Bases 357 to 2762 code for a protein of 801 amino acids. NCBI's taxonomy places the organism in Eukaryota, Viridiplantae, Streptophyta, Magnoliopsida, Lamiales, Lamiaceae.
GAGAGAGAGAGUGGGGAGCUACGAGGUGAUUGAGAACAAAUCUGAUUAAAGUUUGAGUCCCAGAAGUUGGAGAGAGGGAAAAAGGCAAAGCUGUAGUUUGUAGAACUCGCGAAAAAGAUCGUAUUUUUUAUUGCACAUUAUUCACAUAAACUCGAAUUAGUGUUGGGAACUUUUUUAUUCUGAAUGAGGGCAGACAUUGGCAAUCUUAGUCAUAGAUCCAUUCCGUGGGUAUAAACGGUGAGAGGGAGAGAGAUAUUCAGAUAUAAAAGGUUUGGUUGGAAUUUUGAAGGGGUGUUAAAAGGGUUAGUGAUAUUUUGCAAUUUUCGAGAUUUGAUUUUUCAAGUGUCUCGAGAAAUAUGGAGAGCGGAACCGAGCAAUCAGCAGCUGCGUCAUCUUCGGCGCCGCCGGCGGAGGAGCUGCUGAGGAAGAUUCAUGAAUUAGAAUUAGGUCACGCGCACUUAAAGCACGAGAUGUCGAAGCUGAUCACGACUUCCACGGCUGAAAUCAUGGCGGCUGAUCGCCGGCAGAAGCAGAGGUCUCACUCCAUUUCGCCGCAGCGGGUGCCGCGGUGGAGGACCGCCGCGGGAGAUGGGAAUGCGGUGGCGGCGUGGAAGAAGGGCUCCGCCACUUUCCGGCAUGCGUCUCCGCUGCAGAGGGAGAGCCAUAGCACUGAUUCGUGGACGGCUGGCGGCGGAGCUCAUGGACCGGCGGCGGUGAAGCUCACGGAUAAGCAGUAUCUGAAUAUACUGCAGUCGAUGGGGCAGUCUGUUCAUAUAUUUGAUCUCAAUUUCCAGAUAAUUUACUGGAAUAAAAGUGCCGAGAAGCUAUAUGGGUACUCGACUACAGAGGCUCUAGGGCAGGACGCAGUCGAGCUACUAACAGAUCCUCGAGACAGUGCUGUGGCUAGUAACAUUGUGCGUCGUGUGGCAGCUGGUGAAAGCUGGACAGGGCAGAUUCCGGUUAAAAACAAGAGGGGAGAUAGGUUCUUAGCGGUGGCAACGAACACCCCUUUCUAUGAUGAUGAUGACACUUUAGUUGGUGUUAUAUGUGUAUCGAGUGGUUCUAGACCAUUUAUAGAAGCACAGGCGGUAAAUUCGGAACUCGGUGAUUCAGGAACGGGGUCAAGAUUUAGCAGGGCUAGAACCAUUUCAGGCAAAUUUGGACUUGAUCAUCAGCAGCCUCUACAAGUAACGAUUGCUUCAAAAAUAUCAAACUUGGCUACUAAGGUAAGCAACAAGGUUAAAUCGAAAAUGAGGCCUUCAGAGAACUCAGAUCGUGAAGGUGGGAGUAAUGAUAGUCAUCACUCGGAGCAUGGUUUCCCAGAAGCAAUGUCCGAGCAUCGAGAGGAUGCGGCUUCAAGUGGAGCUAGUACGCCUAGAGGUGAUAUACAUCCUUCUCCAUUUGGUGUGUUCUCUGGUGGUCAUGAGGAAAAUUCACCAGGCAAGCCAUCUAGAGAUUCUGGUGACGAGAGCGAGGGGAAACCAGGAAUCUCUAAGAUUCUUAGCUCAAAGGCUGAGGCUUGGAUUGCUAAGAAAGGUUUAACAUGGCCAUGGAAAGGAAAUGAACAGGACGGGGCAGAACCAAAAUCUGGCCGAUUUAGCUGCUCAUGGGAGAACAACCAAGAACAUGAGUUGGGGCCACAAAAGAGUGCUGCUGAUUCAUUAAAGCCAGAAAACCACACCGCCAAGACCAACCAUACAGCUAAUAAUGAGGCUCCCGGGUCUUGGUCAUCUUUUGUUAAUGUUAACAGCACAAGCAGCGCUAGUAGCUGUGGAAGUACGAGCAGUAGUGCUCUUAAUAAAAUUGAUAUGGAGACUGACUGCUUGGAUUAUGAAAUCUUAUGGGAGGACUUGACUAUUGGAGAACAAAUUGGACAAGGUUCUUGUGGGACUGUAUAUCAUGCUCUGUGGUAUGGAUCAGAUGUUGCUGUCAAAGUAUUCUCCAAGCAGGAAUAUACAGAUGAUAUGAUCUUGGCCUUCCGACAGGAGGUGUCGCUUAUGAAAAGACUCCGACAUCCAAAUAUUCUCCUCUUCAUGGGCGCAGUUACUUCAUCUCAAUGCCUUUGCAUUGUUACGGAGUUUCUCCCACGUGGAAGUCUGUUCCGGUUGCUACAAAGGAAUUCGCCUAAAUUGGAGAGGAGGCGGCAUAUUCAGAUGGCUUUGGACAUAGCACGCGGCAUGAAUUAUCUUCAUCAUUGCAAUCCUCCCAUUAUUCAUCGUGAUUUGAAAUCUUCAAACCUUCUUGUCGAUAAGAACUGGACGGUCAAGGUCAGCUUGCAGUCACCUUUACGCAUCAAUUCCAGUCACUUGCUUUGCAUUCAUUCAUAUAAUUUUAUGCAUCAUACAAAGGUCGGUGAUUUCGGUCUCUCGCGUCUUAAACAUGAAACAUAUUUGACAACAAGGACAGGAGGGAAAGGCACGCCUCAAUGGAUGGCUCCCGAAGUUCUUCGUAACGAACCUUCUGAUGAGAAGUCCGAUGUGUAUAGCUUCGGUGUGAUACUAUGGGAACUUGUCACACACAAGAUUCCCUGGGACAAUCUCAAUUCUAUGCAGGUAAUUGGAGCUGUGGGCUUCAUGAACCAACGCCUCGAGAUUCCAAGUGACGUUGAGCCACAGUGGACUUCCCUUAUCGAGAGCUGCUGGCAUAGCGAACCCCAAAGCCGGCCUUCGUUCCAAGAAUUAAUGGAGAAGCUAAAAGAUAUGCAAAGGCAAUGUGCAAUUCAGAUGCAAGCUGGGCGAGCUGCUGCUGCCAAAGAAAGGUAGAUAGAUGCAGAUAGCUGUGCAUUCUUGUGCUCUGUGUUUGUAGCAUUACUCCCACCUGCACAUACUGUAGCAUCCCCGGAGGUUCAACCGUCAGAUUCUGCCAGCAACGUUGUAUGACGAGACAGAGAGUGCAACAUAUCCUGUAUAUGCCUCCGGAGAAGGACAUGAUUCACAUUUGUGCUUGAUUGAAUGAUUCGUGAUUCUCAUUUUUGGCUCCAUCUGUGACUAAAACAAUUCAAGAUACACCUUAUAUAAAGUUCCAAACUUGUUUGUUAUAAA